Molecule: messenger RNA, 524 nt
Organism: Drosophila biarmipes
Lineage: Eukaryota; Metazoa; Arthropoda; Insecta; Diptera; Drosophilidae
Product: probable G-protein coupled receptor Mth-like 7
Exons: 4
Coding region: 40-507 (155 amino acids)
Source: RefSeq, a predicted model, not a curated record
UUGGGCACAUCUGUUAUUCCAACAGUAAUCAUUUUUGUAAUGAAUCUGUUCUGGGAGAAGGAUCUUCAUAAAUGGAACUGGAUGCCAUUAGUUGGUUAUUCUGAAUGCGCGGUCAAAGUUUUGGGCCCCUCCUCCUGGAUAUACUUAGAAGGACCAGUUCUGAUCCUUACCACCUUCAAUGUGAUCAUGUUUAUCCUGACGUUCUUACACAUUUGGAAAACAAAGAGCGAACUAAAAACUUUUAAACGAGAUAGGGAAAGGACUACAAGCUGCUUCAAUAUUGACACUGAGACCUACCUAAUGUUUAUGCGGAUUUCCGUCAUCAUGGGAGUGAUUUGGAUCUUGGAAUUAGUUACGUUUUUCGACAUUGGGAAGCGUUACUUGGGGCCGCUAGACGACUUUCUCUCUUAUUUCGAACGCAGUUAUGGAAUUAUAGUUUUUGUGAUGCUUAUCCUUAAGCGCAGUACCCUACAGCUGCUUAAGGAGAGAAUUAAAGGAAAACGUUAAAAUCACAGCACCGAUCA